AUGAGUGGUCAUGUUCCCACUCAGCAAGAGCUUCAGGUGCUCUUCCAAGGGCCAGGGGCCCAAAGGGGUGGCCUGAACUUGGCCACCAUCGGCCGCUCGGCACCAUCCAAUGCUACAACUGCCACACAACCUGCGACUCUCGUCCCAGUGCCUUCUGUCGCCCCAGCACCAGCUAUGUCAACCGCAGCUACCAUCAGCGAUGCAGCUCAAGUUGCAGACGAUAGUGUUGAGGAGCACGAAGACGAAGGUCAAGGUCUUUACGAGGUACCAAAAGAUGAGGAUAGCUUGAUUUACGAGGGUGAACCAGAAGGCAGGGCGCUGGAGUCUGGCGAAGACGAGGAUGAAAUGGAGGUCGUUAACAGCGGUACUAUCGACACUGAUGAAAGAAUGCAGCAAGACACGACUGAAGGUGCUGACGAUGACCUUGAUGCUCUUCCGCUCGAUGAGGAUGCUACACCGACUCAGGGGGCCCUCCGAGAUGUAGAUGACGAAGUGGAAGACCCAAUGGAAGACCUACAUGGCGAGCAUCGCCCCGGUGGAUUUACCCUUGAUAUGUUCGAGAGAUAUGCUAGAACUUCUCCGCCUACAGAUCCUGCCUACCUCCGGCGCUUAGCUCGCGUCGCCCAAGUUCAGCGCGAAGAGGACGAAGCAGACACCAAUCGAGCUCCGCGCCCGGCCUCAUCACCACAAGCCCUGGCCCAGCUAGACAUGAACACCCGUCCGGACACGGUCCCGCAGCCAAUCACCACUACCGCCGCUCAACCUCAACCACCCGGUACUGUCGACAGGUCCAAUUGGCCGCCGGAGGCCAUUGCCGAAGUCGAACGUCUCGAAGGUAUCAACAACGAGCUCAGACGCCUUCGUCCCUUACAGACCAUCAUAACAGAAGCACAAGCCGAGCAGGGACUCGAACAGCGCCAAGCGCUAUUCCGGCACUGGGACCCGGAUGUGCCACUUAGCGAGGAGGAGUUAAGAUGGCAACUUGAGGGGUCGAAGCGGAUCAUCAAUUGGAAGUUGGAGCGAUUUUCGCGUCGUGAUGGUAGUGGAGACGAGUAG
Fulvia fulva is the source of this 1056-nucleotide messenger RNA. RefSeq lists its product as uncharacterized. Bases 1 to 1056 code for a protein of 351 amino acids. The record is from RefSeq and is a predicted model, not a curated record. The transcript is spliced from 2 exons. Lineage: Eukaryota; Fungi; Ascomycota; Dothideomycetes; Mycosphaerellales; Mycosphaerellaceae.